CCAGCACCUGGGAAGAGUCUGGGCUUCGCUACGAUAAAGCUUAUCCCGGGGACAGGAGGCUGAGGGAUUUUUGCCAAGCCGGACCAUGUUAAGAUGGCAUAUCCAAAGACUCAGCUCCAGCAUUCACUGCCUUUAUCAUUGAUUUGUGACAAUCUCCGUGACCCUGGGAACCUGGGGACAAUUCUGAGAUCCGCAGCUGGGGCGGGCUGCAGCAAAGUGCUACUCACCAAAGGCUGUGUGGAUCCCUGGGAGCCCAAAGUGCUCCGGGCGGGUAUGGGCGCACAUUUCCAGGUGCCCAUUAUCAAUAAUCUGGAGUGGGAAACCGUGCCCAAUUACCUGCCCCCUGACACCCGGGUCUAUGUGGCUGACAACUGUGGCCUUUAUGCCCAGGCUCAGAUGUCUAAUAAAGCCAGUGACCAUGGCUGGGUGUCGAACCAACGGUUGCUGAAGUUUCAGAAGUAUGAAGAAGAGGAAGAUGUAGAAACGGGAGCCAGUCAAGAUUGGCUGCCUGAUGUUGAGGUUCAGAGUUACGACUCGGACUGGACAGAGGCGCCGGCAGCUGUGGUGAUUGGCGGGGAGACCGACGGCGUGAGCCUGGAGUCCCUGCAGCUGGCCGAGAGCACUGGUGGCAAGAGGCUGCUGAUCCCCGUUGUGCCUGGUGUGGACAGCCUCAACUCGGCCAUGGCGGCAAGCAUCCUGGUUUUCGAAGGGAAAAGACAGCUGCGGGGGAGGGCGGAGCACUUGAGCAGGGACAGGAGUUACCACUGAGAAGGACGCAGAAGUGACUCCUGCUUCAGGACGUCUCCAGCUCCUCCUACACCAGCACACGGGUUGGAGGCUGGCAGAGUCAGUGACUAUGGCCCCCAUGUUCAGGGGGCAGGUGUGAUGCGUCACACGGUUAUGGGAAAAAUAAGAACUUCCUCAGAAAGAACAGGUCCAAAUUCUUCCCAUCGCGUCACUGAUUUCAAGGUUCUAUCUUUUUUCUCUUGGUGACCCACGUGGCUCUGUGUGUUUUUAAAAAUUGUCCACCAGGAGCACUUCGUGCCCAGAAAGUUCCUGAAGCAUCAACGUGGGCAGGGAGGCGUCCGCUCCGCCAGCUGGUGGGUGUUUGUCAUCAACCUGGGCAGGGAGGUGUCCGCUCCACCAGCUGGUGGGUUUGUCAUCAACCUGGGCAGGGAGGCGUCCGCUCCACCAGCUGGUGGGUGUUUGCGAUCGUCAAGCACCAGUUACAGGUCACAGCCACGUCACUCACAGAUGAUUGUUGGUCGGUGGAAAAUAAACUAUGAGCAGCGGAUCACGUUAAA
Cercocebus atys (sooty mangabey) is the source of this 1304-nucleotide messenger RNA. It is a transcript of the gene MRM3, whose product is annotated as RNA methyltransferase like 1. The transcript has 3 exons. NCBI's taxonomy places the organism in Eukaryota, Metazoa, Chordata, Mammalia, Primates, Cercopithecidae. The record is from RefSeq and is a predicted model, not a curated record. Gene Ontology annotation, molecular function: RNA binding; RNA methyltransferase activity. Gene Ontology annotation, biological process: RNA processing. Bases 94 to 768 code for a protein of 224 amino acids.